This is a messenger RNA of Leucoraja erinaceus (little skate), 722 nucleotides long. RefSeq names its product adenosine 5'-monophosphoramidase HINT2-like. Gene Ontology annotation, cellular component: mitochondrion; cytoplasm. The transcript is spliced from 5 exons. NCBI's taxonomy places the organism in Eukaryota, Metazoa, Chordata, Chondrichthyes, Rajiformes, Rajidae. The record is from RefSeq and is a predicted model, not a curated record. Bases 75 to 605 code for a protein of 176 amino acids. Gene Ontology annotation, molecular function: hydrolase activity.
CCAACCAGGAGUUGUCUUGUCAGGAGGAUGACCUGCAGGACUGCACGAGUGUCGGUAGAGGGGAGGUUUGCAGCAUGAACCGAGUGAUUAUUCUGCAAUGGCCCAGGCUGUUUGCUCCCCAUGGGAUUCUCGGUCUGUCCACGACCUUGCUGGCAACGGGACUGGGCAGCUGUGCGCAGAAAGGCUACUGUUCAUCAAAAGUAAAUGAUAAGGAAGUGCUCAACGCAAAGUUAGCUGAUGAUGCAAGAAAGAAAUAUGGAAAUCAACCACCUACGCUAUUCUCAAAAAUUAUUGAUAAAUCAGUUCCUGCGGACAUCAUUUAUGAAGACGACCAGUGCCUAUCCUUUAGAGAUGUAAAUCCUCAGGGUCCAGUUCACUUCCUUGUGAUACCCAAAGUCCCAAUACCACGUAUUAGUGCCUCAACAGAUGAUGACAAAGAGCUGCUGGGUCAUUUACUGAUAGUGGCUAAAAACCUUGCAAAGAAAGAAAGGCUGACAGAUGGCUACAGAAUGGUGAUUAAUGAUGGAAAGAAUGGAGCACAGUCUGUGUACCAUCUACACAUCCAUGUCAUUGGAGGUCGUCAGAUGGGCUGGCCGCCUGGUUAGAAGAGAUAAAACUGGCCCCCACGUGAACUGAAUUCGUCCUUCCAUCGAUUAAAUUUUUUUUUUUGGAAGAACUUGCUAAAGAAAUAAAUAUGAGCAGAUUAAAAAAAGUCCUUUUUU